AUGACCGACCAGAUCAAGGCUACUUUCGCCGCAAAGGCAGCCAAGAACGAGGCCGUCUUUGUCAGCUUCGUCACCGCCGGUUACCCCACCAAGGAUGACACAGUCGAGAUACUCCUCGCUCUCGAGCAGGGAGGUGCCGAUGUCAUUGAGCUCGGCGUCCCCUUCUCCGACCCUCAAGCCGACGGUCCAGCGAUCCAGGAGAGCAACCAGGUCGCGCUGGAGCAGGGCGUCGGCUACACCCAAUGUCUCGACUACGUCCGACAGGCACGCUCAAGAGGUCUCAAGGCUCCUGUCCUCUUCAUGGGCUACUACAACCCUACACUCGCAUACGGCGAAGACAAGGCGGUCGCAGAUGCCAAGGCAGUCGGCGCAAACGGUUUCAUCAUGGUCGACCUGCCCCCCGAGGAGGCUGCCGACUUCCGUGCCUCCUGCACAAAGCAUGGCCUCUCCUACGUGCCCCUCAUCGCCCCUUCCACCUCGACCCAGCGCAUCAAGCAUCUUGCCUCCCUUGCCGACUCGUUCAUCUACGUCGUCUCCAAGAUGGGCACCACCGGUGCUACCACCACCGUCUCCACCUCGUUGCCCGAGCUCAUCUCCAAAAUCCGCAGCAUCACCCCCAUCCCCCUCGCCGUCGGCUUCGGUGUCUCCACCCGUGAGCACUUCAUCGAGGUCGGCGAGCACGCCGACGGUGUCGUCAUCGGCAGCAAGCUGGUCGCUAAGCUCAAGGAGGCUCCCGCCAACACCGCCGCCCGUGUCGAAGCCGCCCGCGCCUACUGUGCCGAGAUCACAGGCAAGAACGAGGGUGGCAUCCAGCGCAAGGCGGCGCUCAACAUCAAGCAGGUCAUGGACCAGCCCGACUCGAUCCCCGUUCCUAAGGUCGAUGCCGUUGUGCCCGCCGACCGCCCACCCGUGCCCGGUCUCGACACGAUCGUCGAUGGAGAGGGCAAGGUCCGUCCUCCUCGCUUCGGCAAGUUCGGCGGCCAGUACAUCCCCGAAGCGCUCUUCGAUGCGCAUCAGGAGCUCGAAAAGGCCUACCUCGACGCCCUCAAAGAUCCCGAGUUUUGGAAAGAGUUCGAGAGCUACUACGAGUACAUUGGUCGUCCUUCCGAGCUCUACCCCGCCGAUCGCAUGACCGAAGCCGCCGGCGGCGCGCAGAUCUGGUUCAAGCGCGAGGAUCUCAACCACACGGGUUCGCACAAGAUCAACAACGCCGUGGGUCAGAUUCUCCUUGCCCGUCGACUGGGUAAGACGCGUAUCAUCGCCGAGACCGGUGCGGGGCAGCACGGUGUUGCCACCGCCACUGCCUGCGCCAAGUUCGGCCUCGAGUGCGUCGUCUACAUGGGCGCCGAGGAUGUGCGUCGUCAAUCACUCAAUGCGUUCCGCAUGAAGAUGCUGGGUGCCAAAGUGGUGGCGGUCGAGAGCGGAUCCAAGACGUUGAAGGAUGCGAUCAACGAGGCGAACCGCGAUUGGGUGACCAACCUGCACAACACGCACUACAUUGUCGGUUCGGCCAUCGGACCGCAUCCGUUCCCGUCGAUCGUGCGCGACUUCCAGUCGAUCAUCGGUAAAGAGGUGAAGCAGCAGUUGCAGGAGAAGAAGGGCAAGCUGCCGGAUGCGGUGGUGGCGUGUGUGGGAGGUGGGUCGAAUGCUAUUGGCAUCUUCCACCCUUUUGUUGGUGACAAGAGUGUGAGGUUGAUUGGGGUGGAGGCGGGUGGUGAUGGGAUUGACACGGCGCGUCACUCUGCGACGUUGAGCAAGGGUACACCUGGUGUUCUCCACGGCGUACGAACGUAUCUGCUCCAGGAUCAGUUCGGACAGAUCACCGAGACCCACUCGAUCAGUGCCGGCCUCGACUACCCCGGUGUCGGCCCCGAGCAUUCGUUCCUCAAAGACUCCGGUCGCGCCACCUACAUGGUCGCUACCGACGAAGAGGCGCUGCGUGGCUUCAAGCUGUGCACCGAGCUCGAGGGCAUCAUCCCCGCCCUCGAGACGAGCCACGCCCUCUGGUCCGCCUUCCACUUGGCCAAGGAGAUGCCUAAGGACCAGGACCUCGUUGUCAGUCUGAGUGGAAGGGGUGACAAGGACGUCGAGCAGAUCGCUAAUGCGAUUGCUACUGGCGGUUGGGGCGAGAGGCUUGGUUGGAACAUCGCUUGA
Molecule: messenger RNA, 2154 nt
Organism: Kalmanozyma brasiliensis GHG001
Lineage: Eukaryota; Fungi; Basidiomycota; Ustilaginomycetes; Ustilaginales
Product: Tryptophan synthase, alpha chain
Exons: 1
Coding region: 1-2154 (717 amino acids)
Biological process (GO): L-tryptophan biosynthetic process
Cellular component (GO): cytoplasm
Molecular function (GO): tryptophan synthase activity
Source: RefSeq, a predicted model, not a curated record